GGAUAAUCGUCAAACGCUCGUUAUUUGGUGCAGCAGCAAGCCGAUUAAUCGUGAAUUUUGUUUGUUUCAGGGGGAGAAUCUAAGACUGGUAGUUGUGAUUUAUACUUUUAGUCUCAUGAGUGCAUAAUCUAGUUUCUGAACAUUCCAGUUAUGGAACUGCGAUUAACCAUAUGUGCAGUACUUACCUUCUACGUAUCGUUAACCGAUGAAAAAGUAGUUAGAGUAAAACGAAGCCAGCAUGUUCCUCCUUUAGAAGCGCCUACUUUUAGGAGGGAUUCGGUGGAACACCCACCCAUUUUUGAUCGUUAUACCGAUAGGAGUUCGUACUAUACCGUCCUAGAGGAAUACGGAUCCAGAAGUCUACCACUGAGGGCUGCUGUGGAAAGCAUUCCAAAUGUGCUACAGACGUCGAAGCGCCUCCCACUAAGAGACGCCGUGGAAAAAAGACCUCCGCCAGAUGAACCCUUCGACUCGGUAGAAGACCUAGGCGAAGCAAACUACAACUUCCUCCCGUACCAGAAGGUACAACCAUCUGGCAAACUAGAUUUCUCUUCCACCAGCGAAAAAACUCCACAUCAGGAUACCCCCAAAAUCGAGACCAGUUUUAAUCCUUACAGCUCCCUACCUCAAUACCAGCACGUACCUCCUCAAUAUGUGCCAAAUCAGUACCUCUACACACCCCACAACUUCGUGUAUUCUGGUCCACAGCCACACUUCUACCAGAGUCAGACGUUGUAUUCGCCGCUGCAAUUCUUCAGGAAUGUCAUAGGCGACUAUAGGAGCGCUACCCCGUACAGAAUAGACAACAGUUUCCAGCAGCUGCUGGUGAGUCCCGCUGUGCCAAGAGGGAGGAGUCUAGGGGCCGAGAAUCCGUUACUUAGGAGAGGAGGUGAAAAACUAGAAAGAAACUAUGGUGCCAUGAACAAAAAAAUCGUCUGCUACGUGGAAGGAAAAGCGACGUACAGGAAGGAACCCCUUAACUUUAGCCCUGAAGAGAUGGAUCCCUUCGCGUGCACUCACGUUAUCUACGCUUAUGCUUCCGUAGAUCCGCACACUUUCGAAAUGAUGUCAAACGACGAGGAGUUCGAUAUAGUUCAAGGUGGAUACCGCGCCAUCACCGGCUUGAAACGCCUCAACCCCAACCUGAAGGUCCUGAUAUCCCUUGGGGGAGGCAGAGAGGACGGCUCCCACCGCUUCAGCAGCCUCAUCUCCAGCGCUCGCAACAGACGCGACUUCAUCCGCUCCGCCAUCUCCUUCAUCAAGCAAUACGACUUCGAUGGUAUGGACAUCCACUGGCAAUACCCAGGGGCCGAGGAACUGGGCGGCCACGUCACCGACAAGGAGUUCCUGACCCUGUUCUUGGAGGAACUCUCGGAAAUCUUCAAGGAACGCGGGUGGUUGCUCGUGGUAUCCGCGCCUGCCUCCAGGUUUAGGAUCGAAGACGGUUUCAACCCGUCUUCCUUGGGGAACGCCGUGGAUUUCGUGAACGUGCAGGCGUAUGACUUCCACAGGGAUCGGGAACCGGUGGCGGAUCACCAUUCCAACUUGCACGCCAGGCAUCAGGAUAACGGGCUCAAUUUAUUUUUGAGUGUGGACUACGCUGUAAAAUUCUGGCUGAAGAAGGGACUUCCGCGGUCGAAACUGGUCCUGGGCAUUCCAUUUUUCGGACGGUCCUUCACCCUCCAGUACUCCAACGAUACCGGCAUUGGAUCGCCCAUCAUAGGUCCCGGAAAAGAGGGAUUCUACACGCAGAACCCCGGAUUCUUGUCCUACUUCGAGAUUUGCGAAAUGGAGCUCAACGAGGGAUGGUACCGGCACGAAGACGGCGUGGGGUCCCCCUAUCUCGUGAACGGCAACCAGUGGGUGGGUUUCGACGAUGAACGGAGCAUAAGGAAAAAGGUCGAGUACGUCAAAGUGCAGGAUCUCGCAGGUGUGUAUGUUUUCGCUGCGGAUCUAGAUGACUUCAAAGGGUUGUGUGGCGAAAAAUGGCCUCUCCUCACUGCUCUCAACAAGGACUUGAGAGGUGUGGAACAGUCUUCUAUAAACUUCGACCACAACCCACCAACUCAACCCUUCGGAACUUGCAAGUCGACGGGAUUUUACAGCGAUCCGAAAAACUGCGCCGCCUACUACGUUUGCAAGAACGGUUUGAGCUACCACUUGUCCUGCGGGGAAAACCUGAUGUUCAAUUCCAACACUGGAAAAUGCGAACACUUCAGCGCUGAGAGAUGCAAGCCAGGACAGACGGUUUACAUUCCGAAUAGUUUGAAGGAAAUAGAUCCCUUGUUGAGGCGGGACCAGAUCAAAGACAGCAAACCAAAAGUGGUGUGUUACGUCACAAACUGGGCAUUCUACAGAAAGGCUGAAGGAAAAUUUGUACCUGAACACAUCGAUCAAAGACUGUGUACCCAUGUCGUCUACGCUUUUGCCAGCUUGGACCCCGAGAAGCUUCUCAUGAAAGAAUUUGAUCCUUGGGCCGAUUUGGACAACAGCCUUUACGAAAGGAUAACAUCCCUGCAAGACACAACCACUCUUUUGUCCUUAGGCGGCUGGACAGAUUCUGCUGGAGACAAAUUCUCGAGACUAGUCAGUGACGGCUCGGCUAGAAGGCGAUUUGUCAUCGGUGCCGUUAGUUUUUUACGCAGAUACGGAUUUAAGGGAUUGCACUUCGACUGGAAUUACCCAGUCUGUUGGCAGAGCAACUGCAAGAGAGGACCGUCGUCCGACAAAACCAACUACCCCAAACUUCUCCAGGAGCUGAGGAAGGAGUUUGACAAAGAGAAUCCGCCGCUGGUAUUGGCAGCUUCGAUCUCUGGUUACAAGGAGGUGAUCGAUGUCGCUUACGAUUUAACGACCUUGGGGCAAACUUUAGACUUCAUGUCGGUGAUGACUUACGAUUACCACGGUGCUUGGGAGCACCAGACUGGUCACGUGAGUCCCCUGUACCAGCGCCCAGGCGACAAGUAUCCUCAGUAUAAUUCGAACUUCACCAUGGAAUAUUUGGUAUCUCGAGGAGCCCCGCGAGAAAAACUUUUGAUGGGCGUUCCCUUCUACGGACAGAGCUUCACCCUAUCAAAGGACACUAAAUACGGAGAAAACGCUCCAAGUACCGGUCCAGGAGAAGCCGGCGAAUAUACCAAGCAACCCGGUAUGUUGGCGUACUAUGAAGUCUGUAACAGGAUCAGAAGCCAGAGGUGGAUCUCAAACGCCAAUACCGGCUCUGGAGGACCAUACGCUUACAACAGAAACCAAUGGGUUGGGUACGAGGACGUCAAUUCCAUUAAGGAAAAGGCAAAUUACAUCAAAACCAAAGGCUUUGGCGGUGCCGUAGCCUGGACCAUUGACUUAGACGACUUCAAUAAUCGAUGCUGUGAAGGAACUUUCCCGCUCCUCCGUUCUUUGAACUACGAACUAGGUCUUAUCUCGGACAAACCCACUAAGGGAGAUUGCACUAAGCCUCCAACACCCUCUACUCCUGCACCUCCCGAAACCACGACCGGAGUAGAUUCCGGAGCUGCAAGUUCCACCACAGAACACAUACACGGAGAGUGGACGAGCAGCACCACGAAGAAGCCAACCACGUCCGCAUGGUGGACCACGACCAAAAAACCUACCAGUAGCAAGCCGACUACUAGCCCCUGGUGGACGGAAAAACCAUCUUCAACGUCUAAACCAACCACUUGGAGUCCAUGGUGGUCAACUUCCACGAGCGCUACUAGUAAGCCUACAACAAAGCCGAGUACGCCAGUUGUUUGGUGGACAGAGAAACCAUCGACGAUACCCACGACGAGGCCAACCAUAACCACUGUGGCGUGGUGGGCUACAAAACCUUCUACUACUGCAAGGCCUACGACUAGCACGACAGAGGCUACACCAGACGGCUCGACGAUAGUACCACCCCCUGCAGUGGUAAUGCCUGAAGUCGACACCCCAUCAAAAUCAUGCGAACCAGGGCAGCACCUUCCCGACCCAUCUAACUGCAACGCCUACUACAGAUGUAUUCUAGGAGAACUCAAGAAACAGUACUGCGCUGGAGGUUUACAUUGGAACAAACGAAAAAGUAUCUGCGACUGGCCCAAGGAGGCGAAGUGCCAAGAAGAAAAACCGUAUCUAGCGACCACCACCAGGAAACCAGUGAGGAAACCCCAAACGACCGUCCUCUGGCAAACGAGAACAACGCCCACGAAAGUCACACGAACAACUCAAGCCCCGCAAACAGCGAGACCCACGACCAGCACGCAAGCGACAACAAGUAAGAAAGACUGCCUUACCGGGACUUACUACCCGCACGAGUUGUGUUCUCAAUUUUACGUUUGUGUGAAUGGGCACUUGGUGGAGCAAAACUGUGCGCCUGGCCUGAGUUGGAACGCCCCAGAGGGCAUGUGUGACUGGAACUUUAAGGUGAAAUGUAUUCCGGGGAAUAAAGCCGCACAGAAAUUUCAUUUACUAAACAAUCAUUACGUCGGAGAUCGACCUCAACCCUACUCAUCGUGCACAGAAAAUACUUUUGCUCCCCUUGCAGGAGAUUGUACGCAAUAUUUGCACUGCCUUUGGGGAAAAUAUGAAGUUUUCCAAUGUGCUCCGGGUCUGCAUUGGAACGAUCAAAAGAAAAUAUGCGACUGGCCUAGGGGAGCGCACUGCUCGCAAGAUACCGACAACAGCAUUGUAGAUGCAGACACCACCCCCAAACCGGCAGUUACCACCAGCAGACCGUCAAGUAAGAAACCCACCACUCCGUCACAGUGGAAACCUCCAACGACUACUGCGUCGCAGUGGAAACCACCAUCCACUACCACUACCGAAUCAUCCGGCAACGAAUGGGAAUGGCACCCUCCAAUCCCCCCCACAUCAGAGAAACCGCCACUGUCCGAACCGUUGAAACCGUUCUCGGGAUAUUACAAGAUAGUGUGUUACUUCACCAAUUGGGCUUGGUACAGGAAGGGAUCUGGAAAGUACCUUCCCGAGGACAUCGAUGAAAAUCUUUGCACGCAUAUCGUGUACGGAUUCGCUGUGUUGGAUUAUUCUAAUCAUAUCAUCAAGGCUCACGAUUCUUGGGCUGAUUUCGACAAUCAAUUCUACAAAAGGGUAACUGCGUACAAGGAAAAGGGCGUUAAAGUAUCAAUAGCCAUCGGGGGUUGGAACGAUUCUCAAGGGGACAAAUACUCUAAGUUGGUUAACAACCCAGCCGCGAGAAGGAGAUUUAUCGAGCACAUUCUCAAAUUCUUGGAGAAAUACAACUUUGAUGGGUUAGAUCUCGACUGGGAGUACCCGAAAUGCUGGCAGGUCGACUGUAAAAAAGGUCCCGAUUCCGAUAAAGAAGCCUUUGCCGCGUUCGUCACCGAACUGAAACAAGCCUUUAAACCGAAGGGCUACCUACUAUCCGCAGCUGUAUCUCCCAGUAAAACCGUCAUAGACGCUGGUUACAACGUACCAGUUUUAGCAGAUAACCUGGACUGGGUCGCCGUGAUGACCUACGAUUUCCACGGGCAAUGGGACAAACAGACCGGACAUGUCGCCCCACUGUUUUAUCAUCCUGAGGACGAAGUGGCUUUCUAUAAUUCGAACUUCUCCAUAAAUUACUGGAUAUCGGAAGGCGUACCUAGGAGGAAAAUAGUGAUGGGAAUGCCGCUUUACGGCCAAGCCUUCAGGUUAGAAAAAGAAUCGGAACACGGCCUCAACGCCAAAGCUCCAGGACCUGGAGAAGCAGGCCCUUACACGCGAGCCGCCGGUUUCUUAGCUUACUACGAAAUUUGCGACAAUAUCCAGAACAAGGGAUGGACCGUGGUUCAAGACCCGAAGCGGCGUAUGGGUCCCUAUGCCUACAAAGGAAACCAAUGGGUGUCUUUCGACGACAGAGAAAUGAUCAGGAUCAAAUCCGAAUACAUCAGGAAGAUGGACAUAGGCGGAGGGAUGAUCUGGGCUUUGGACUUGGACGACUUUAAAAAUAAGUGCGGUGACGGUCGUCAUCCUCUUCUGACUACCAUAAGGAAUGUUCUCGCUGAUCCUGGAAACGGCGAACAAGAAACGAUCCCUCCGAUAGAAGAAGAACCUCCUGCGAUAGGGGAGCCUGAACCUGUAGAAGCGGAAGAGGAACCACUACCACCUAGAAUAGAUCAAACCGUGGCGCCUCCACCCGCGCAGACAACCACCACUCAAGCUCUAGUUGAUCUCAAUUCCGAGUUCAAGGUUGUUUGUUACUUUACGAAUUGGGCGUGGUACAGGCAGGGUGUAGGGAAAUACUUACCGUCGGAUAUAGAUCCAGAUUUAUGUACACACAUCGUGUACGGUUUCGCAGUGCUCAACGGAGAUCAACUAAUUAUUAAACCUCACGACACCUGGGCCGACUUUGAUAACAAAUUCUAUGAAAAACUAACAGCUCUCAAGGCCAAAGGCAUAAAGGUCCUGAUUGCAAUUGGCGGAUGGAAUGACUCAGCAGGAGACAAAUAUUCAAAACUAGUCAAUAACCCUUCAGCUAGAAGACGGUUUGUAAGCCACGUAGUAGAUUUCAUCGAGGAGAAUAACUUUGACGGUCUAGACCUUGACUGGGAAUAUCCUAAAUGUUGGCAGGUGGACUGCAACAAGGGUCCUUCAUCGGACAAACCGGCUUUCGCGGAACUUGUCAAAGAGCUCCACGAAGCUUUCCAACCCAAAGGUUGGCUCCUGUCCUCGGCAGUUUCUCCAAGUAAAAGAGUCAUCGAUGCGGGAUACGACGUCCCAGCGCUAUCUAAAUACCUCGACUGGAUUGCCGUUAUGUGUUACGAUUACCACGGUCAGUGGGAUAAAAUAACGGGACAUGUCGCCCCUAUGUACGCUCAUCCCGAAGAUAUCGACGAUACAUUUAACACAAACUUCACGAUUCAUUACUGGAUAGAGAAGGGCGCGGACAGGCGAAAACUUGUCAUGGGUAUGCCCAUGUAUGGGCAGUCCUUCUCUUUGGCGGAUAAUAGCAACAACGGUUUGAACGCUGCUACGUACGGAGGUGGAGAAGCUGGGGAGGAGACGAGAGCUAGAGGUUUCUUGGCAUACUACGAAAUUUGUACCAACAUAAUGAAAAAAGGAUGGCAAGUGGUGAGGGACCGUAAAGGACGCUUGGGACCAUAUGCCUACCUAAGAGACCAGUGGGUAUCAUUCGACGACAUCGGCAUGAUCAGGCACAAAUCUGAAUACAUCAAAGCUAUGGGACUCGGUGGCGGGAUGAUCUGGGCGUUGGAUCUCGACGAUUUCAAGAACAUCUGCGGCUGCGAGGAAUAUCCUUUGCUCAGGACGAUAAACAGAGUUUUGAGGGACUACGCUAAACCGGCACCAAAGUGUAUUUUGGGUAAACCCCAGAAACCCAUGAAGAAGCCUACUUUGAAACCGACCACGAAAAAACCAACCACCCCAUCACCCGUCCAAACGCAAAAGCCUAGUCAUCCUGUCCAAUCUCAGCCACCGCCCAAGACCUGUGACGGAAAGCUGUUUGUAUCCCACGAUACCAACUGCAACCAAUACUACCUUUGCAACCAAGGACAGCUUCAAAUACAGUCUUGCCCGAGUGGGUUAUUCUGGAAUAACGACCACUGCGACUGGCCGGAAAAUACCCAGUGUCAUCCGGAUGGCAGCACAACUGCUCCGAUCGACGAAAUCACCGAACCUUACGAACCGGCUUCAGAGGGAACCACCGAGGAAAGUUACCUCCCACCGAUCGAAACGACCAGUAAGCCGUCUUACCCAGGAACUGAGGUGGAGGUAGGUGGUGACGACUACAAAGUUGUCUGUUACUUCACGAACUGGGCUUGGUACAGGCAGGGCGACGGAAAGUACCUCCCUUCGGACAUAGACCCAGAAUUAUGCACGCACAUUAACUACGGCUUUGCCGUGUUAGAUUCCACCGCCCUAACCAUCAAACCGCAUGAUUCCUGGGCGGAUAUCGACAACGAGUUCUAUAAAAAGGUGACGGAGUUCAAGAGCAAAGGAAUUAAAGUGUUAAUCGCUAUCGGGGGAUGGAACGAUUCUUUGGGGAACAAAUACUCGAGGCUCGUGAACGACCCGCAGGCCAGAGCAAGAUUUAUCACCAACGUCAUACAAUUUAUCGAGAAGUGGGACUUUGACGGCUUAGAUAUUGACUGGGAAUAUCCCAAAUGUUGGCAGGUCGACUGCAAUAAAGGACCGGACUCAGAUAAGAAAGGUUUUGCGGCGCUCGUAAGAGAAUUGAGCACCGCUUUCAGGCCGAAAGGUUUGCUGCUGUCCUCUGCCGUGUCUCCAAGCAAAGCGGUGAUCGAUGCCGGAUAUGACGUGCCAGUGUUGAGCAAAUACUUCGACUGGAUAGCCAUUAUGACGUACGACUUCCACGGGCAUUGGGAUAAACAAACCGGCCACGUUGCGCCUCUGUACCAUUAUCCAGGGGAUUUGUACGACUAUUUCAAUGCAAACUUCUCUAUAAACUACUGGAUAGAAAAAGGGGCACCGCCAAAGAAGUUAAUAAUGGGUAUGCCCUUGUACGGUCAAUCAUUCAGUUUGGCGGAUGUAGGAAAGAGAGGCUUGAACGAAAAAUCGUAUGGCCCCGGCGAAGCUGGUGAAUUUACAAGAGCGGGAGGUUUCUUGGCGUUCUACGAGAUUUGCGAGAGGGUUAAAAAGAGGGGAUGGACUGUUACGAGAGAUCCUUUAGGAAGAAUCGGCCCUUACGCCUACAUGGGCAGUCAGUGGGUGUCAUAUGACGACAUUUCUGAAAUUAAAAGAAAGUCGAGACUGGUCAAAGAGUUAGGCCUGGGCGGAGGAAUGAUCUGGGCGUUAGAUUUGGACGAUUUCAGGAACAGAUGCGGCUGCGGACAGCACCCACUAUUAAGAACAUUGAAUAAGGAGCUCAGAGGUAUUCCCUCGGACAUAACGUUACAGAACUGCACGUAACGCGUUGCGAGUCAGGAAUUGAAGAAAAAUCUUAAUAUUUUUAUAUUAAAAAUGGGAACAUGUGUUGUGUAUGCUUGAAAUAUUUUUUCUUCUUUAUAAUGUUCGAUGGUUACGUUUUAAAGGAUAGAAAAAUAUUUUUCGUAAUAUUUAUAAGUAGCAUUGUUGUAGGUUAAGAUAAAAUCCUUUAUUUUGUAGUAAAAUAAAUACUCAUUAAAUUUA
Messenger RNA from Anoplophora glabripennis (Asian longhorned beetle), 9105 nucleotides. It is a transcript of the gene Cht10, whose product is annotated as probable chitinase 10. The record is from RefSeq and is a predicted model, not a curated record. Gene Ontology annotation, biological process: carbohydrate metabolic process; chitin catabolic process. The transcript has 30 exons. Gene Ontology annotation, cellular component: extracellular region. Lineage: Eukaryota; Metazoa; Arthropoda; Insecta; Coleoptera; Cerambycidae. Gene Ontology annotation, molecular function: chitin binding; chitinase activity. Bases 151 to 8886 code for a protein of 2911 amino acids.